Schistosoma spindalis is the source of this 4827-nucleotide messenger RNA. The record is from the annotation of a GenBank genome assembly. NCBI's taxonomy places the organism in Eukaryota, Metazoa, Platyhelminthes, Trematoda, Strigeidida, Schistosomatidae.
GUUUCGGUUGCAUCAACUCAUUCAACGCUUUUGAAGCUAAAAAAUUGUGAUAUGUUGUCUGAUGCUGAGAAAAGAAAGCAAAUAAGUGUUAGAGGGAUUGCUCAAUUGGAAAAUGUGACAAAUCUUAAAUCUGACUUCAACAGACACCUGCAUUUUGAUGGGGUUAAAGACAGGAACGUCGCAACGUCUCUCGACUUCUAUCAAGCGUUAGCACGUACAGUUUGGGAUCAUCUUUGCUCUCGUUGGAUUCGAUCUCAGCAGUUUUACCAUAGAGAGGAUCCAAAGGUUAGUCAUAUUUUCGGUAUAUCAAUGUUUUCGUGUAAUUUUCAGCGCUAAUUUCUCGUUUUUCCAACCUCUAAAGAAGACCCAGUUAAUUCCCCUGCGUCAAUAAAGUACAUGUGACGUAAGAUUAUUUUAAUCACUCGUGGUGUAACGUUGGAUUUUUGUGCAAGCGCAAGCAAACAACAAGUGGAAUUCUUUUUGAUUGUAGUUUAUCACGGACUAUUUGUGAUAUAUUCAGGAAGUUUGUUUAUUCCCAUCCAUAAAAUAUUUUAAAAUGUUGGCUUUUGUUUUUAAAAAACAAUGAUGUUUUCAACAAUUUUAAUCAGUGGACUAAUGAAAAUGUCUUUAUAAGCCUGUAGUGUUCAAAAGUUCGGCAACCUAAAAUUAUGGCAAAAUUAUGCGAAUCGUUACUAUUUUCCGAUAUGUUACUUCGUUAGUAAUUCUAUGUGAUCCUCAAAUUAGUGCUAGCUAAAAUAUGCACCACACAAUUUCAGGAAAACGUGUAAUAUCUACCCAGGAUCCUUUUAGUAUAUGGGAUUAUUAAGUCAUUUUUUGACGUCUUAUUAUUAAUAUUGAUGUAAUUCACUUCAUUGAGACAAAGUUCUAUAUGAAUAAACAUUGUGAUGGUGAGAAAAAUGAAACAACUAAUUGGCGAUCGAAUACAGGAUUUACUUAGAUUUUGAAACUAAGGUUUGAAUAAAAUCUCAUCUAACUAAUGGUUCAUUGCAUUCACGGAUUUUAGCGGUUCUUAUUAUUUGUGAAUUGCAAAAAUAUUCUGAUAAUUUGUCUGGUCGAAAUUGAUGUACAAAGCACACGAAAGUCUAAAUAUUCACGUGGCCGGUGUACUAUGUUUCUUUUUCCCUAGCCACCCAGCAAUCCUUUGAUAAAAUGCCCUAAAACUAUUGAAUCAAAAUUAAAGCUACUUCAUGGUGAUUUUCGAGGUCUUUCCAUGUGCAAAAGUGAUGUAUUUUAUUCUAUUUUCAAAGAAGUGAGUAAUGCACCACUUUGCUAGACUGCCUUCUUUUAGCACUAAAACAGUUGUGUAAGCAUUACAUGUUUCUUCUGAUCAUCUCAUCUUGUUAAACAUUGACGAAAUAGUUUUAAGAGGUCGUUUCGCACCUGUGAAACCUUUUAAAUCUAGCCUUGCUAUCGAAAUAUGACUUGAUAUCCGGCACCGACUACGUUAAUAUGCUACCAUUUCUGGAACAACACUUUUUUGUUGCAUGUAUUGAUAAUACCUCAUUAGCCUAAAAGUAUGUAACUGAGGUAUUGUUUAUUUUUGUGAUAAACCUUUUCGUCAAAAGAAGCUUAAUUUAUCAACUAUCUUGUUAACCUUCUGCUUAUGGUUUGAUCUCAACCCGCUCACUUCAUUUUAGUGUAUAAACUUCUAAACAAUUUGGAUUAUAUUGCUCAGUAUUUUUAUUCCUGUUAUCUUACUACAAACAAACAAAAAUGAUUAUCUUAUUUUCAUAUUGCAGCGCAUAUACUAUCUGUCCUUAGAAUUUUACAUGGGCCGCACUUUGACCAAUACAAUGCUGAAUGUAAAUAUUGCUGCUGCAGUAGAUGAGGCGAUGUACCAAUUGGGAUUGGAUAUUGAGGAACUGGAGGAAAUGGAGUCUGAUGCUGGUCUUGGUAAUGGUGGGUUAGGACGUCUAGCUGCUUGUUUCUUGGAUUCCAUGGCAACGUUAGGGUUGGCCGCUUAUGGAUAUGGCAUCCGUUAUGAUUAUGGCAUUUUUGAACAGUCUAUACGCGAUGGCUGGCAGGUUGAAGAACCCGAUGAGUGGUUACGCUUUGGAAACCCGUGGGAAAAAGGUAGACCAGAAUAUUGCUAUCCUGUCAAUUUUUACGGGCGUGUUGAAGAUGCUGGAAAUGGACGUAGACGAUGGGUUGAUGCUCAUCCAGUCUUUGCAAUGCCCUAUGACACCCCAGUUCCAGGGUAUAGAAAUAACACUUGCAAUACUCUUCGGCUGUGGUCUGCCAAAGCUCCAAAAAGUUUUGAUCUCGGUAUAUUUAAUAUGGGUGAUUACAUAAAUGCUGUAUGUGCACGUAAUCAUGCGGAAAAUAUUUCCCGAGUUCUUUAUCCAAACGACAAUUUCUUUGUUGGGAAGGAACUUCGCCUUCGUCAAGAGUAUUUCUUAGUUGCUGCCACUUUGCAGGAUAUAAUUCGGCGUUUUAGAAGUAAUGAUUCCCACCAUCGAUCGUUUGAUGAAUUUCCCAACAAAGUUGCUAUCCAAUUGAAUGACACACAUCCCUCACUGGCAAUUCCUGAAUUACUACGUAUCUUAGUCGACUUGGAAGGUUUAGAAUGGAAAAAAGCAUGGGAUAUAAGUUACCGUACAUUUGCGUAUACAAACCAUACAAUCUUACCUGAAGCAUUGGAACGUUGGCCUGUCACAUUAUUGGAGCAUAUAUUACCACGUCACUUAGAAAUUAUCUAUCAAAUUAAUGCUGAGUUCUUAGAUAUUGUACGUGCGAAAUGGCCAAACGAUGAUGACCGUAUUCGUCGUAUGUCAUUGGUAGAAGAAGAAGGCGAAAAACGUAUUAAUAUGGCCUACUUGUGUAUUGUAGGAUCUCACACAGUUAAUGGAGUCGCGGCAAUACAUUCACACUUGUUGAAAACUCAAACUUUCAAAGAUUUCGCUGAAUUAUGGCCAAAUAAAUUUCAGAAUAAAACAAACGGUAUUACACCUCGUCGUUGGUUGCUAUUAUGUAAUCCAAACUUGUCAGACUUAAUUAUGGAAGGAAUGAAUGGCAGUGAAUCAUGGAUUGUUAACCUUAAUGAAAUCGCUCAGUUAAAAUCACGUAUAAAUGAUGUUAAUUUUUUACGUCAGUUGAUACGUAUUAAACGGGAAAACAAAGCUAAAUUUGCUUCUUAUUUGGAACAACAUUAUGGUGUAACAAUCAAUCCAGCAUCUCUGUUUGAUAUCCAAGUCAAAAGAAUUCAUGAGUACAAACGUCAACUACUAAACUGUUUACAUGUCAUCACUUUGUAUAAUCGUAUUAAAGCUAAUCCUGAAAUGCCAAUCUGUCCACGUACAGUUAUGAUUGGGGGUAAAGCUGCUCCAGGUUAUCAUAUGGCCAAACUAAUUAUUAAGUUGAUCAAUUCCGUAGGUAAAGUUGUCAAUAAUGAUCCAGUUGUACGUGGUAGAAUUAAACUUAUUUUCCUUGAAAAUUAUCGUGUGUCUUUGGCUGAAAAAAUAUUCCCCGCCGCUGAAUUGUCAGAACAAAUUUCUACAGCUGGUACAGAAGCGUCCGGUACCGGUAACAUGAAAUUUAUGCUUAAUGGAGCCAUGACUGUUGGUACUAUGGAUGGAGCGAACGUAGAGAUGUGCGAAGAAAUGGGUCGAGAGAAUAUGUUUGUAUUCGGUCUAACCGUAGAGCAAGUUGAUGCUCUUCACAAAGUUGGUUAUCAUCCACAAGAAUAUAUUGAAAAAGAACCAGAACUGAAAUUAUGUCUGGAACAAAUUCGGGAUGGCUUCUUCUCUCCGGAUAAUCCACAUCUAUUUAAAGAUAUAUAUAAUAGUUUAGCAUUCGAUGAUCGCUUCCUCCUAUGUGCAGAUUAUGCAAGCUAUAUACGUGUGCAACAAGAAGUUGAGGAAGCUUACAAAGAUGAACUAAGAUGGUCAAAAAUGAUGCUUAUGAAUAUUGCUUCCUCCGGGAAAUUCUCUUCUGAUCGUACUAUACGUGAAUAUGCUCGAGAUAUAUGGGGUGUUGAGCCAUCAACUAUUAAAUUACCACCUCCAUUUGAACCAGCUAUAGAAAAGAAAUAGUUUUAUCAAACAAAUAUGCAGACAUUUACCUUUUAUGAAUAUACUCUUUUGUCCCAUUUCUUCCCGACCUCUUCCCCUAUUGUCAUUUAGUCCAGUUAGUAAUUUGAAAAAAAAGAAAAUAACUUUUUUCCACUGAUGAUUUAAAAAGAAUCAUUAUUCUCUCCUUUCCUUUACAUAUUAAUCUGCUUUCAACCUAUAAUUUCAUUAUCACUGGUAUAUUCAUACAAUAAGUAUUUUAUGUAGAAAAUAUUUUUAAUUCCCUUAUUUUAAUGUUAUCAAAUUACCAAUCACUCGUUAAUUAUGACUGCUAUAUGUUAUUCUUAUUCAGUAUGUAUUCAGUUCGUAAUGUAAUUCUUGAAUUAGAUCUGAUGCGAAUAAACACAUCAACAUAAAUAAUGAUUAUCAUACUGUAAUAAAAUGCGUUCAUUCUCGACUUCCUUCAACGGUAUUAACCGUUGUUAAUAGGGAACCACCGUUUGAUUAUUAUACUUGGGGGGUGGGAUGAAAGUUGAUUUGUAUGUGUUCUUGGGUUUUACAAACAUGACAUUUCUAAUUAGUUUAUUACUUAUUGUAUUGUUGUUAUGACUAAUACUUGUUUCUUAUUUGUUUAAUCGAUUUUAACUUAGUUAUUUUUAAGCUAAAUACUAAAAAAAUAAUAUAAUUUGACUAAUAAGUGCCUAUUAGUCAUUAUAAGACACUAGUUUUUGAAUUGUUUCUAUAACUGCAUCAUAUUUGUAGCCUCUUACACAUAAAUAUAGUAAUUUCAUUAACAAUU